GGCGGGGACGAUCUCAGGGCGACGGUGACGUGCCCACGGUGAGGAGGUUACCUCCCCCCCCCAUUCACCCCGCCCCCGGGAUAAGCAACAACAACAACAGAAGCAGCGGCAGCAGCAGCGAUGUCUGACUUUUCGGAAGACCAAGUCGCCGACUUCAAAGAGGCAUUCUCACUCUUUGACCGGACUGGAGAAAUGAAGAUCUCUUACAGCCAGUGUGGGGAGGUAAUGAGAGCCCUUGGCCAAAACCCCACCAAUGCAGAGGUGCUCAAAUUGCUGGGCAACCCUAAGCCUGCAGAAAUGAAUGUGAAGAUGCUGGAGUUUGAGCAAUUUCUACCCAUGCUGCAGACUGUCUCAAAGUCCAAAGACCAAGGCACAUUUGAGGAUUUUGUGGAGGGUCUGCGAGUGUUUGACAAGGAGGGCAAUGGCACCGUGAUGGGAGCUGAAUUGCGUCAUGUGCUUUGCACACUCGGGGAGAGGAUGUCAGAGGAAGAGGUGGAGCUGCUGUUGGUUGGGCAAGAGGAUACCAAUGGCCUUAUCAAUUAUGAAGAUUUUAUUAGACACAUCAUGUCUGCCUGAGAAGCCCAUUAUGACUUGGUCAAGAAUGUGCUAAACGGUUGAGGGACCAUCGAGACUGAUGUCAUCAGAUGACCCAUCUUCAUUCUCCUGCUCCAUGAUAUCCCCUUAGUAUUAUGGCAAAUGUAAUACGCAUUUUAUACAGUGUGCUUGCUGCUAUAAAACAAGCACCUUUAUACAAAAAGUAUCUAAUCUCAUCAUUCCCGAUGUAAACUACAUUCCCUUAUAAACUCAUUUUCCAUAUGAUGUAUAAGUACGUCAUAUCAAUAGUAUUUUUGGGUUAGCUGUGUGGAGGUGAAGUCCAAUGUGAACGCAGGCUUUCGUUCAUAGUUUCAUAGUUUCAUUUAUUUGGUAUAGCCCUGUGAGUCAUUCGGCUCUUGAAUCGGGUGCAACCGCAACAAACAAAAAAACUAAAACAUGAACAAGAAAACAUCUUAAAAGUUACUUUGUGCAUGUGCAGUGUGUGCACGAUGUUUUAAUGUUAAUUUUAACCUAUAAAUAAGGAAAUAACUCAACGCGUUUGUCAAUAACACCGCCAUAAAAUAAAAAAGUAGGCAGCGUUUCAAGAAUUGUCCUCCAUAGCACAUAAAUACGGGGUUGUCAGAAAAGUCUGCCAUUUAAAGUUGCAAUUUCUAUUGCCUGUGACCCAAUCUGACCCAUCUGACGACUGGCAAAUUCAUCGGCAAGAGGUCUAUUCUGGUUUGUAAUGAACUUUGGCCACAUAAGUGGGACUGUUUGUACCUGUACUAAUUAACCACACAGCUGACCCAAAUACUGUAAUGGUAUGACUGAGUACAGCCGUGAAAGCCUAAAACUUAAAUCGGUAAAUCAUGUUGCAACUUUAGUGUUGCCUAUGUAUCGUGUAUGUUUUUUUGUUAUGCAUAAUUCAACAUUUGGAGAGAAAAAAAUUGCAUGUUUUUUUGGUGUCUUUAUGGCUACCUGUCCUUGUACACUUGUCCGCAUUCUUAAAAUAUAUAACUUGUUUUAUUUCAGUAAUCCAUUUCUUGGUUAUAUUAAAAUAAAAUUCACAAAUAGCAAA
Molecule: messenger RNA, 1612 nt
Organism: Petromyzon marinus (sea lamprey)
Lineage: Eukaryota; Metazoa; Chordata; Hyperoartia; Petromyzontiformes; Petromyzontidae
Product: myosin light polypeptide 6-like
Cellular component (GO): myosin II complex
Molecular function (GO): structural constituent of muscle; calcium ion binding
Source: RefSeq, a predicted model, not a curated record